CUCCCAGACUCUUUGUUGUUGCUGCAGCUGCUGCUGCUGCUGUUUGAGUCGGAUGCUGUUCCAUUUUUUUUUUUUCGUGAACAGGGAUUUAUUUAACCAAGGAAGGAACCACAUGUAAUAACGGAAGUAUAUUCCCACACAUCUGGACGGAGGUACAGAAAAGGGGUCAAUGAGAGAAAAGAGAUACCGCCAGAGGGUGAAGAGAAGGGGAGAAAAAGAGACAGAGGGAGCAAGAGGGGGAGAGGCAUAGCCUGGGUGUGAGAUCCGGGGACGGCAGUGCCAAAGGAAAAGUGAUUGAAAUUUCUGGAGCGUGUAGCUUAUCUUGGAUGCGCUUGCCGUGCGUCGGGGGUGAUGCUGUUGCUUGUUUUGCCUUCCCGGUAAGAAAUGCCUGCCACUAUUCCAUGAGAGGAUCAAAUCACCUUUUUACAACUAUAGGAAAGCCUGGGCUAAGUCGUUACUGCUUUCUGCAGCGCAUUUAUAUUCCCGUCGUAUCCUGAACAUAUCUGCCUGCACCGCUACAUAUUGUCUCCACAGUUUUGUACAUCUAAAAUUUGACCAAAGGAGUAGAUGGACAGUAAUUUCUGACACGCGGCGGCCCGCUUCAGCUGUCGAUACUAUCUUUUUCAUCAUGUCGAGAGGCUUGCUCCUCGAGACGGGGAUUGGACCUUUGAGUGGCUAUUACUUUUCAUUCUUCUGCUUCCUAACAAUCGCUUCACUGCAAGGCGUCAAGGCAUCUUACCCACAGAGCAGUGAAUGCCUGUCAGGCAAAGGGAAAGGCUGCAUUGACUACUCAGAGAAGAAAAGUGACUUGAGGGUGUGCGAUGACUCCACGUGUCGGUAUGGGGGCAUCUGCAGAGACGAUGGGGCUGACCUGAAGUGUGUGUGCCAGUUUCAGUGCCACAAGAACUACAUUCCAGUGUGUGGGUCCAAUGAAGACACCUACCAGAAUGAAUGUUACUUGAGACAAGCUUCUUGCAAACAGCAGAAGCACAUAUCAGUGGUGUCAGAGGGACCCUGCUACCCUGAUAAUGGCUCCGGAUCUGCAGAUGGAGAUUAUGAAGGAUCUGGCACAGACUCCGGCAAGAAGUUCACCAAGUGUGGAAGUUGCAAGUAUGGAGCAGAAUGUGAUGAGGAUUCUGAAGAUGUGUGGUGUAUAUGUAACAUUGACUGCAGUGGCCACAAUGACAACCCUGUGUGUGGGACUGACGGAAACUCGUACAACAAUCCCUGUCACGUCCGAGAGGCGUCCUGCAUGAAGCAGGAGCAGAUCGAUGUCAAACACCUCGGGAGAUGCCCAGAUAAAGAUAAAAUGAAGAAAGAAGAUGGAAAUGCAUACAAGCCUGAUCUUUUUGACACUGCUGACCUAGGAGAUGGUGUAUAUGCUGGAAUUCCCAUGCCUUGUUCCGACAGCUAUGCUGGAUUCUGCGUGCAUGGGUCAUGUGAACUCAAGUACAAUAUGCCCUCUUGUCGGUGCGACUCAGGGUACGAAGGUCAACAGUGUGACGAGAUCCAGGAUUUCAAUAUCUUGUAUGUGGUGCCCAGUGGGCAGAAGCUCCACUACGUCCUCAUCGCUGCCAUCAUUGGAGCCGUGCAGAUUGCCAUUAUCGUCGCCGUGGUGAUGUGCAUUACAAGGAAAUGUCCCAAAAACAACAGGGGACGUCGGCAAAAGCAAAAUCUGGGACACUUCACAUCAGACACUUCUUCCAGAAUGGUGUAGCCUGUUUCUUUUUGUUUUUUUUUGUAGGCUAAUGCAUUUUCUUACCACGUGGAAUAAUUUUUUUAUUGCAUUUAGUUUCUUGUUUCGAUACGAAGAAGAAUGAAGAUAUUUAUUUCAGGGGUCUUACUUCAUUUUCUUUUCCCCUCUCGGACAUUUGAGGACAUUUUGAACUCCUGGAGACUGUUUGAAAGAAACCAACAAAAAAAAAAAACGUUUUUCCUUUUUCCUGCUUGUUGAUUUAUUUUUGGUGCUUGUUACAGAAGGGGUUGCUUUUGCCACACAAUCCUUGAAUCCCAUGGUAAUUUUGGACUUCUGCCUCUCGUGGAAUGUGCUGUUUAUUAUGAACUCUCAACAACUUAACCAGAUUGCUCUUUUUCAUUUUAUUUUUAUGGGUUUUUAGUCUCGUUUUUUGCAAAUGACGUGCAGCUGAACACCAAAUGCGGUUUUAAAUGGGGCAUGGGCCGGCAAAGAAGACGUUUACAGUUCAUCUUUAAUAUGGAAUAUGUUAAAUGGAACACAAACUGUUUGAUUAAUUCAUGAUUUAAAUGUUUUUUUUAAUACUUAGCUUUUUAAAGUUUUAAUGUUAUUAUUAUCAGACUUGUUUUUAUUCUAAUUUAUGCAUAAUAUGGCAUGACUUGUGAAACUGUGUUCAGUGGUGUAGUUUUAUCAGAAUGAAAUGCUCUAUGUUCCAAACAGUUGUGUGACUUCCAGCUGAGCACUACCAUUUUAAUGUAUUCUACCACCAUUUCUCUAUUUGAAAAGACUUUGGUGUACAAUUUACCACAACCCCCGGAAGCUGUGAUUCACGGUUUUACAGAUGUGAGAAUGAUGUAAUAAUAAUAAUAAUAAUAAUAAUAAUAAUAAUAAUAAUAAUAAUAAAACAAGCAAUUUGUAGAAAAAUUAAGUGGAAUGUUCAAACAGAGGUCUCCUGUUUUUUAAAACGAAAUUGGAGAAGAUGGACUGUUUGUUUCUAGCAAUGACUGCUGCAGUGUUGCUAAUGUAAUAAAAUUUUAUACUUUAGAGUGAAGAAAAAAAACAAAAAAACAAUGAAAACAAAAAACAAAAAAACAAUGAAAACAAAAAAUCAACUUUUUCCAUUAACAUUUUAACUGACUUAUAAGCAAAUAUCAAAGGAAAUAUGUUUGAAACAUUUGCCUGAGAAUAGUACAUUUAUUUUAGAAAAUAAAAUGUAAGCGAACUUAAAAUCACACAUUCGCAAACAUAAUUGUUACUAAUCAUUUGCCUGUCAAAAUGCAUUCUGGUAUUUUUAAAUAUGAAAAAACAAAGGUUUUAAGUUCAUUCCUAAACAAAUCACACAAGGACAAAAGAGCACAGUUGCUAGCUAAUGACAAUGGUGUCCAAAGCCAUGAACUCAGCUGGCAAAUAAAGGGUUAAUGUCUAGCGUUUGACUGGUGGGGUCUGCAGGAUAGGUCUUUGUCUGAUGUCAUCUGGGUGUGGUGAUCUACAUGUUGUUAGCUGUUCAGAGGUGAUUUAAUGUGAGUAGAAUAUGUCUGUUUGAAAUGUCAUUAAUACGCUGCAUGUAGGACUUUAUAGUUGCCUUUUUUGUCUCAAACAAUAAAAAAUAAAAAAUUAAA
This is a messenger RNA of Anguilla rostrata (American eel), 3312 nucleotides long. RefSeq names its product transmembrane protein with EGF-like and two follistatin-like domains 1b (gene tmeff1b). The transcript has 10 exons. The coding region runs from base 629 to 1717 and encodes 362 amino acids. NCBI's taxonomy places the organism in Eukaryota, Metazoa, Chordata, Actinopteri, Anguilliformes, Anguillidae. Gene Ontology annotation, cellular component: plasma membrane. The record is from RefSeq and is a predicted model, not a curated record. Gene Ontology annotation, molecular function: protein binding.